Molecule: messenger RNA, 1152 nt
Organism: Botrytis deweyae
Lineage: Eukaryota; Fungi; Ascomycota; Leotiomycetes; Helotiales; Sclerotiniaceae
Exons: 2
Coding region: 1-1152 (383 amino acids)
Source: RefSeq, a predicted model, not a curated record
AUGACAUCGAGAUUUCCUCUCGGAAAAGUCACUACUGCGCAUCUACAGAAACUCACUGAAGUUUUGUGGUCAUGGUAUAUAUGUACAGACUGUCUAGCCGGGAAGCCUUGCAAUAGCGCCGAUUGCUUGUGGUCCAGAUCAAUAGUCCUAGGCCCAUAUUUCGAAUUCUUCAAGAUCUCCACAUGCAAUUAUACGUCCAACAUAGCCUCCAACCAGACUCCAGCUCUAGUAUCGUAUGAAGAACUAUUUAAGAUCAUGAGGGAAUUGAAAUCCAAUCCUGAACUCCCCAAAGCAGACUUAUUGGAGAAACUUUUUACUGAUCGUCCUACGCGGGUUGAUCAGGAGCGAGCUCUUAACCUAGCCGUUCGGGUGGUCAUGAUGAUCAGUUGCUCUGCAUCUCGUCAAUCCUCCGUUCUGUUGGAAUAUGGAAACCAACAAGCCCGCUGGGAUAAGAAUGAUACGUUUUCCCAGUUCCUUAACGAUGCAUUUCCAAAAGUCGUCCACCCCAGUAUAGAUGAGAUCAAGAAAAAUCUACAGGCUACAAAACUGAAGAAGCAUGCCCGGCUUAAUUUCCGACCGACUGAUGAUCUAAGAAACCAUUUAAGACUCGAUCGGAACGCUGGAACUGUCGAAAUCUUUCAUCACACUGCUUUCCUGAAGGAGCAAUUAAGACUUACAAAAGAACAGCCCCAAAACUUAUCCAUUUCUGAUCUGAUAAAAAUCGGUGCACUGCCUCGUCCACUCGUGAUCGACGUGUUAGACUCCAUACAGGAAGUGCUCUUUCCUCUUGCAGAAACCAAGUCUCGGGAGCUUUUAAUAUCUCUCACCUCAACAUAUAACUUUGACGGUGAUAUAUUACGAUAUGAUGGAGUUUCGGUUCGCAAACCCAACGAGAUCGCUCAAUAUCAAUAUUUUGGCAAGCGACUGGCAGAUCUGUACAACGAGCUCUUGAACCCAACUCCCAGAGGAUUCGAGAGAUGGUUCGAAAGGAAGAGCAGCGCUAGGUUCAUGAUGAUGGUGACUCUAUCUGGCGUUGUACUUGCAAUUUUUCUAGGGUUGUUGAGCCUGGCUUUGGGUGGCUUCCAGGCUUAUGUUGGAUAUAUGGCAUGGAAGAAUCCUGUUCAAAUUUCAUCUGGCUCACAAAAAAACUAA